CCUUCUCAAGUCUCAUCAAUUCAUGAAAAACAAAAAUGAUUGUGGGAAUUACUAUCACAUUACAUUCUUAUUUUACUCCCUCGAUCGUCAAAACCGUAAGAACUAAGAACAACGUUUAAGUCACUUCGAUGUCACAGUUCCUUCACUCUCAAGCUAUAUUCCACGUGCAUAAUUCUACUUAAAAUACGAAUCUACAGCAAUUUCAUAGAAUUAAACUGGAGUAUGAAGGAAAUGGGCAAUGGAGGGGCAGCAGAUCUGUUCAAAUCCUCCACUUUAGUGAAAAUCUCAGGAUUUAUACUUGUAUCCGUGGUUUUCUUCUACCUGGGCAAGCAUUUUUCCGAUGGCUCUUCACAGCAACUUGUUUUUUUCUCCUCCCACCGAAACCCAGAUCACAAUGAAAUUACUGGGCCACCGUCCUCGGUUGCACUCUCCCCGAAUCACAAUAAAUUCUUUAAUAUCACUGCCCUUAUAAAUGACACCUCUUCAGUCCAAAAGAAUGAAAACAAAGAACAGGAAAGCAUAGGAUCAGUUUCACCACCACCGAAUCAGCCGCCGCCACCGCCGGCUCCUGCGGUGAAAAGGAUGGGGGUGGUGGAUGAGAAUGGGGUGAUGGCGGAGGAUUUUGAGGUGGGGGAGUUUGAUACGGAGGUGGUGGAGAAUUGGGGGAAGGCAAAUGAUACUGCGAAUUUGGAGAGUCAUGGCAAAGGGGGUAAGGUUAGAGUUAGGGUUAACAAGUUUCCAUUGUGUCCGGAGAGUAUGAGGGAGUACAUUCCCUGUUUGGACAACGAGGAGGCAAUUAAGAAGUUGAAAUCUACAGAGAAAGGGGAAAAUUUUGAGCGGCAUUGUCCUGAAAAAGGCAAGGAAUUGAAUUGCUUGGUCCCCUCUCCGAAAGGAUAUCAAACGCCCAUUCCAUGGCCCCAAAGCCGCGAUGAGGUUUGGUUUAGCAACGUUCCUCAUGCACGUUUAGCUGAGGAGAAAGGGGGUCAAAAUUGGAUCACCAUAGACAAGGACAAGUUCAAGUUUCCUGGAGGUGGCACACAAUUUAUACAUGGGGCAGAUCAGUAUCUGGAUCAGAUUGAGAAGAUGAUCCCUGAAAUUGCAUUUGGCCACCAUACCCGAGUAACGUUGGAUGUUGGUUGUGGUGUGGCAAGUUUUGGUGCCUAUCUAUUGUCACGGAAUGUUACCACCUUAUCUGUAGCUCCAAAAGACGUUCAUGAGAACCAAAUUCAAUUUGCACUUGAGCGUGGUGUGCCUGCAAUGGUGGCGGCUUUUGCAACACGAAGAUUGUUGUAUCCAAGUCAAGCAUUUGACUUGGUACAUUGUUCAAGAUGUAGAAUCAAUUGGACUCGAGAUGACGGGAUCUUGCUACUUGAGGUCAAUAGGCUUCUCCGUGCCGGGGGAUAUUUUGCUUGGGCAGCACAGCCUGUUUAUAAGCAUGAAGCAAUUCUCGAAGAGCAAUGGGAAGAAAUGGUCAAGCUUACCAGUCGUCUUUGUUGGAAGCUUGUCAAGAAGGAGGGAUACAUUGCUAUAUGGCAGAAGCCCUUAAACAAUAGCUGCUAUUUAAGCCGCGAGGAAGGAACCAAACCACAGUUGUGUGAUCCAGAUGACGAUCCAGACGGUGUUUGGUAUGUUGAUUUAAAGGCAUGUAUAACACGAUUGCCUGAGGAAGGAUAUGGCUCGAAUAUUACCACCUGGCCUGCACGGUUGCAUAAUCCUCCAUAUAGGCUCCAGAGCAUACAGAUUGAUGCUUACAUGUCAAGGAAUGAGCUUUUCAGGGCAGAAUCAAUAUAUUGGAAGGAAAUAAUUGAAAGUUAUGUACGCGCGUUACAUUGGAAGAAGUUCAAACUUAGAAAUGUGUUGGAUAUGAGAGCUGGCUUUGGAGGAUUUGCAGCAGCACUGAUUGAAAAUCAAUUGGAUUGCUGGGUUCUCAACGUUGUCCCUGUUAGUGGACCCAAUACGUUGCCCGUCAUAUAUGACCGUGGUCUUAUUGGAGUUACACAUGACUGGUGUGAACCGUUUGACACAUACCCAAGAACCUAUGACCUUCUGCACGCUGCUGGCCUGUUCUCCAUUGAACAAAAAAGAUGCAAUAUCUCAACCAUCAUGCUCGAAAUGGAUCGGAUUUUAAGGCCCGGUGGACGUGUAUACAUUCGUGAUUCUCUUGCUGUUAUGGAUGAACUUGAAGAGAUCGCGACAGCCAUGGGUUGGCAUGUAUCAAUUCGAGACACAUCUGAGGGCCCUCAUGCCAGUUAUAGGAUAUUGACAGGCGAUAAACGCCUCCUUCAAGCAUGAAAUUAAAAGAUACUUGGGUCCAAAUCAUACCUUCCAUUUGUACUUGCAAGAAAGAAAUGGUGUCGCUUGUAUAGCUGUUAAAAUGAAAUGACAUUUACAGAUAUCUCAAGAAUGGUAAAACCCGAUACCUAGUUACUGCUUUACAAUUAUCGGAUGGGUAUAAGUUAGCAUUCAGUGGUCUAACAAUUCAUAGAAUUUUUAUAUUUUGCUGUUUCUGCUCUUGUUUUCUUUUAUAUUUGGGGAGUCAUUCACUUGUGUAAUUGUAAAAUAUGUGCAAGCUCCAGUUUUCAAAGUCAUUCUGCGGAAUAUUAUUGAACAUUUUGUCGCUAAUUCUUGACGCUGAUGCAUUAUUGAUUCUUA
Olea europaea var. sylvestris is the source of this 2652-nucleotide messenger RNA. Its product is annotated as probable methyltransferase PMT11. Bases 223 to 2292 code for a protein of 689 amino acids. The record is from RefSeq and is a predicted model, not a curated record. Gene Ontology annotation, molecular function: methyltransferase activity. The transcript has 9 exons. Lineage: Eukaryota; Viridiplantae; Streptophyta; Magnoliopsida; Lamiales; Oleaceae. Gene Ontology annotation, cellular component: endosome; trans-Golgi network; cytoplasm.